AUGGCGCAUCCUUGGACGGCGCUCGGCGUCGAUCCAGAUACGGACGGCGGCAUCGCCUACCUCUUUGGCUCGUCGGACGAUGCCGGCUCAUCGUCGGCGUUGACGGAAGCGGAUCCUGCCGCGAAGGCCUCCGCCUCGCGCUCGAGCGGCGCGGCGACGGCGGAGAGGGUAUGCUCCUCUUCGCCGCAGCUCUUGCCGGAGCGUACCGACGGCUUGUCUGAAGACGCCCCCCGGGCCAUCGGGCAACGGGUCGAGCGCAACGGCCAAUGGCCGCACGGGCGUGGUGUGGCGCCCGCGUCUCAGGACCAUCAGGACCGUCAGGAACAUUUUUGGAGACCGUCGGGGGGGCUCCAGGGGCGCUACAAACGGAGCGGCGUGGAGGGACUGCUUAGAGUGUUAUUAUAG
Messenger RNA from Micromonas commoda, 405 nucleotides. RefSeq lists its product with no specific name. The transcript has a single exon. Lineage: Eukaryota; Viridiplantae; Chlorophyta; Mamiellophyceae; Mamiellales; Mamiellaceae. The coding region runs from base 1 to 405 and encodes 134 amino acids. The record is from RefSeq and is a predicted model, not a curated record.